AUGGCGGCAUCCACAUUUGGGAACACUCUCGAUGCCGUCUCCACCAAUCUGCUUCGUCCCCUAAAUCUGGGAGCCUUAAUAGCGCUAUCCCUUCGCCACUUACCUGCGGACCUUACCCUCUAUUUUUUUCUGUCGGAAAGAUAUUCCCCGUACAGGCCACCAUUUGCCGCGAACCAAGACUCCGACCAGCAGAGCCGAGGAAAGGACAACACGGACGCCAAGGAAGCUCCAGGAGAGCCAGUCCCCGCCCCUCAUCCCGCCCCAGCACUCCCUCUCUCUUCUCCACUAUGGACAGAGGAUCCCCUGAGAAUCCUGCUGGCCACAUACCCAGCUGACAUGGGGUCCAUCAGAGCCAUGCUGCUAUGCUCAGCUAUCCUGGGUUUACUUCUGCUCCAAGGCUACAACUUCCAGCCCACAACAAUACGGACCUCUCAGGAAGUUCCACAGAAGGUCUCACAGGGCUCUGUGGUAUCCAGUAAGCCUGUAAUGCCAAGGUCAAGCACUGUGGAUGACCGUUCUCCAUCCUUACUGGGCCUGAUGUCACCCCAGCCGCAAAAGCUCACAUCAGGACUUGGUACAAGGGCCCCAGAUGGUGGUAGCAGCAGCAGCAGCAGCAGCAGCAGCACAAGGGGAGAAGCACCUCUGAACGCUACACCCAGUUCAGUCACCACAAGCCCAAGGACAAGGGAAGAUGUGACCAUCCUGCCCGGUCCCACAUCAACUCUGACUCCAGUGAUCACUGUGGCUGCCUUUGGUGUUAUCAGCUUCAUUGUCAUCCUGGUGGUUGUGGUGCUCAUUCUAGCUGCUGUGGUCAGUGUAAGGUUUAAGUGCCAGAAGAAUAAGGAGUCAGAAGAUCCACAGAAGCCAGGGAAUUCAGGACUAUCUGAAAGCUGUUCCACAGCCAAUGGAGACAAAGACAGCAUCACCCUCAUCUCCAUGAAGAAUAUCAACAUGAACAACAGCAAAGGCUGCUCCUCAGCAGAAAAGGUUCUUUAAAAGUGACUUUGAGUCCCCAUGGGUCCAAGUAUGAUGCAGCUAUCCAGUGACUAUGAGGAGGAAGAGAUGAGAUUGGAGGAGGCAACAAAUCACAUAUAAACUAAUUUUUGUAUAUGCUCCCAGCUCUAAAGGACAUUGCCUUCCUCUAGAUCCAGGAUCAAGCUGUCUGUAUGAGACUCCUUCCCACAUGGAAGUCACUCUAGAAAUAUGGCCUGCUCCUUCACCUCCUCAGAACCUCAGGAAUGAGGAGUUAACAGAGUAAGCACCAAGGAAGAGACAAUGAGGUAGACUGAUCCUUUCUACUUGCAUUACAAUUAUUUUCUGGGGCUGUAGAAAUGGCUCAGUGGUUAAGAGCACUUACUGCUCUUGCAAGGCACCAGGGGUUCUGUCCCCAGCAUCCAUAUCCAGUGACUCACAGUCACCUGUAACUGUAACUAUAGCUCCAGGGAUCUGGACACCUUCUUCUGGCCCUAAGGGCACUACAUGUAGGUUCCCAUAAACUCACACAAACACACACAUACAUGUAAAUAAAAAGUAAAUUAAAAAAAACA
This is a messenger RNA of Nannospalax galili (Upper Galilee mountains blind mole rat), 1547 nucleotides long. RefSeq names its product endothelial cell surface expressed chemotaxis and apoptosis regulator (gene Ecscr). The transcript has 11 exons. Gene Ontology annotation, biological process: positive regulation of endothelial cell apoptotic process; negative regulation of angiogenesis; positive regulation of proteasomal protein catabolic process. Gene Ontology annotation, cellular component: plasma membrane; cytosol. The record is from RefSeq and is a predicted model, not a curated record. NCBI's taxonomy places the organism in Eukaryota, Metazoa, Chordata, Mammalia, Rodentia, Spalacidae. Bases 1 to 996 code for a protein of 331 amino acids.